Molecule: messenger RNA, 993 nt
Organism: Dermatophagoides pteronyssinus (European house dust mite)
Lineage: Eukaryota; Metazoa; Arthropoda; Arachnida; Sarcoptiformes; Pyroglyphidae
Source: RefSeq, a predicted model, not a curated record
GAAUAAAAGUUUUUAUCAUCAUAAUCAUCAUCACCAUCAUUAGUGAUUUAAUUUUUUUCCAAUUAAAACAAAAUCACACAACCAAAUCAUUACAAUGAUUAUGUUAAUAACAUUAUCAACAGGCUUAAGGCCUAAAAAUUGUCGUUUUAAUUUUAUUUUUUUACAAUCAAUAAUAUUGAUUCUUUUACAGGCAAUAACAGUGAUUAAAUGUUCAUCAUAUGGCCAUAAAACAUCAUCAUCAUCAUUACAUACAGCUACACCGAUAAAAGCGGCAAUAAAUUCACAUCAUAUUGUUAAUCAUUAUGAAAUUGAUACACCAAAAGAACCAUAUAAACCAAAUUUAAUUGAAGUUAAAAGUUCAGUACCAAUGUUUCAUAUAAAAUUUACAUCAGCAUCAAGUAAAGUGAAUGUUUUUCAUCAACAUGAAUCAUCAAAAGGAAAUAAAGAACCAAUUGAAUCAUUUUCUGAAGAUGAACCACAUAUUUUACGUCAUCAAGUGGUUAAACCAAUUGUACAACAAAUACAUGAAAUUAUAACACCAGUAAGAAAAGUUGUACAAGAAAUUAAACCAGUAGUUGAAACAAUCGAUUCAAUUAUAUCAAGAUCAUCAUCAUCAUCGAAAAAAUCGAUGAGUAAUCGAUCAACAAUGUCUAAUGGACUAUCAAAAACAAGAAUAAAAUCAUCAUCACCACCAUCAUCUCCACCACCAUCACAAUUAUCAUCACCAAAUUCUAAUAUUGAUCAACAGGAUAUACAACAACAUAAAGCAUUUAUUGGUGAUCUAACAUCAUGGUUAUCAUCGGCUGCAAGAAAACCUGAUCUAUUAGUAUCGAAUGAAAAUGAAAUUUUCGAUAAUUCAUUAUAUAAUGGUGCAAAUGAAUAUGAUUUAAAAUAUCCAUCACAAAAUAGUGUUGAUUCAUCAUCAUCAAAUGAAUUUCGUUUAUAUGAAGAUUAAGAAUUGUUUUGGUUUUAGAUGAAUAUAUUUUUUUUUGU